AUGUCCUGCAAGCAUCUCGUUCUUCUAGCAGCGUGCACUGUCCUGUUGCUGAUCGCGUCCGCCCAUAGUGAAUCAGUCGCGGAUCACGACGAAGAAUCGGUGGGUAAAUCAUAUUUCGGAUACCAGCCAAAGCCGCAGGACUCGUACAAGAAGCUGGUGGAAGACGUGGAUGAGUUUACGCGCCUUUACCUCGAAGAGUUCACUGCGCUGGGAGAGAAAAUCGAAACACUGCACAAGAAAUUGUACCACCGGAAGGAUAAAGAUCACGGCGGAUAUAACUACAACGAUUUGGCACACAUGCACAAACUGCUAAGCCAACAGAAGGCCGCCCUGGAUACGCUUCGUAGUGAACGACCCAGUGUUUAG
Anopheles moucheti is the source of this 366-nucleotide messenger RNA. RefSeq lists its product as uncharacterized. The transcript has a single exon. The coding region runs from base 1 to 366 and encodes 121 amino acids. The record is from RefSeq and is a predicted model, not a curated record. Lineage: Eukaryota; Metazoa; Arthropoda; Insecta; Diptera; Culicidae.